This is a messenger RNA of Lecanosticta acicola, 1602 nucleotides long. The record is from the annotation of a GenBank genome assembly. Lineage: Eukaryota; Fungi; Ascomycota; Dothideomycetes; Mycosphaerellales; Mycosphaerellaceae.
AUGGCAUCGCCGAGUCGACUUCCCUCCGUUCGCAAACCGGCAGGCUCCGGCAGAGCAAGGCCGCUCUCCGUGUUCGAAGCACCGACUGAGCACCUCAAGUCAUUGCAACGGAUCGAGGGCGGAAGCCAUGGCAAUGGCGAUGGAUCUCUGCCAAACAAUGGCACGACCUCGAAGCAGGCGAAGCGACGCAGCCUGUUACCGAGCUUCUCGACAUCAAGAAAGACAUCGGGGGGUGAGAAGGAGAUACGGGAGUCUAUGAUCAGGGAAGACACAUCAGACAGCGAAGUCAGCUCCAGGCCACGAGAUAGCGAGGAUAGUAGAAGCAUGCCACCGCCUCCAAAGCCUUCCAGGACCGCUUCUUUGCGCCCGUCUGGGUCAAGUGCGGGUAGAGCAGCCGCUGCGCAUGCCCGAACGGUCUCCAAAGAAGGUAAUGUGGUAUCAUCGAAGCCCUCGCUUCAGCCAGGAGGGCCCAGCAUACCCCAGAGAACAGACUCAUUGCACAAGCGUACGGGCUCCACGAGACUCCCGACCACACACCGGCCCGGUGCGAGUACGGCGACUCCUAGCCAGCAAUCGAUCCCUGCCCGUGGAAGCAGCACGAGAGCGGCUACCUCGACUGUGGCACUGAAACGCUCUUCUGUAGUCAUGGGCAAGCCGCCUGCGCUCGAUACGUCCAUGUCGAGCCAGGCUCGGGGUCAGCCUUCGCCAAUCUCGCCUACCGGCUCCGCAACCUCUCGCACCAAGUCGCAGAUGCUCCCACCUUCCACGCGGCCAGCGUUUUCGACAUAUCAGCAGCAUUACAGCCCGGCGAAGUCUGGGCUUCCCAAACCGCCUCUGCCCAGUACCCGGGGCGCGAAAGUCGUCUCUCCUGCUAGCGCUGAGCCCGAGAUCCCCAUGACCCUGGAGAUCGCAUUGGAGCAGAUGGAACUUCUGCAACUUUCGCUACUGCACCAGAACUCGGCCCUCAUACUCGAAGAGUACGAGCAAAGCGCGAGGAGCAAGCUCGGAGAACUCCACGCCAAACUCCAGAAAGACUUCGAAUCCAUACGCACGCACGAAGAGCAACAAAGGAGGUGUCAGAAUCUGCAUGCGCUGGAGAGCUGGUGUCCCGACGAAGCGCUCCUUGCCGAGCAUCUCCAGACUCUCAGUCGCGUGGUAUCCGAUCUUCGCGCACACACAGAGUCGGGCAGUCGCUACUCUGAUCUUACCGAGACGUUUGAUAUGUGGGUGACGCGAGCAGAGUCAGUCUUGCUCGACGGCCAGAAUCAAGCCAUUGAGGCUCUCCCCGAGACUUGGAGGGCAGUGCACACAUCGGUGGCUCUGAAACUGCGUUCCAUCCAGCGCGACAUCGGUGUCCUUCCGCCGGCGCCUCAGAGCGAUAUCGAACAUGCCUCUAGCCUGGAGAUCGUCUUGGACAAUUGCUCGGCUCUCGUCGACAGCAUGCUCAAGGAGCUUGAAGUCAUGACGAAGCUCCAGAAGGAAGUGCUACAGCAGGGCAAACUUCGCAUGGAUGAGCAGAUCAACGCGUUGAUAUCAGCGAAUGAACAGGCGCAAGGAUCGGAGAAGGAGAGCUGGAUUCCAGCAUGGCAAAGCGUAAAAUGA